Messenger RNA from Brassica napus (rape), 4021 nucleotides. RefSeq names its product DNA-directed RNA polymerase subunit beta'-like. NCBI's taxonomy places the organism in Eukaryota, Viridiplantae, Streptophyta, Magnoliopsida, Brassicales, Brassicaceae. Gene Ontology annotation, biological process: DNA-templated transcription. The record is from RefSeq and is a predicted model, not a curated record. The transcript has a single exon. Gene Ontology annotation, molecular function: DNA binding; DNA-directed RNA polymerase activity. Bases 1 to 1659 code for a protein of 552 amino acids.
AUGUCCGGUUUUGAGGGGGGGAGAUCAUAUAGUGGACCCUAUCCCAAUUUUUCUUUUGCUAGGCCCAUAACGAAAAAACCUACUUUCUUACGAUUACGAGGUUCAUUUGAAUAUGAAAUUCAAUCCUGGAAAUACAGCAUCCCACUUUUUUUUACUACUCAAGGUUUCGAUAUAUUUAGAAAUCGAGAAAUUUCUACUGGGGCGGGUGCUAUCCGAGAACAAUUAGCCGAUUUAGAUUUGCGAAUUAUUAUAGAAAAUUCGUUGGUAGAAUGGAAACAAUUAGGAGAAGAAGGUCCCACGGGGAAUGAAUGGGAAGAUCGAAAAAUUGUAAGAAGAAAAGAUUUUUUAGUUAGACGUAUGGAAUUAGCUAAGCAUUUUAUUCGAACAAAUAUAGAACCGGAAUGGAUGAUUUUAUGUCUCUUACCGGUUCUGCCUCCCGAGUUGAGACCCAUCAUUCAGAUAGAAGGGGGUAAACUGAUGAGUUCAGAUAUUAAUGAACUCUAUAGAAGAGUUAUCUAUCGGAACAAUACUCUUACUGAUCUAUUAACAACAAGUAGAUCUACACCAGGGGAAUUAGUAAUGUGUCAGGAAAAAUUGGUACAAGAAGCCGUGGAUACACUUCUUGAUAAUGGAAUCCGUGGACAACCCAUGAGGGAUGGUCAUAAUAAGGUUUACAAGUCAUUUUCAGAUGUAAUUGAAGGAAAAGAGGGAAGAUUUCGCGAGACUCUGCUUGGCAAACGGGUCGAUUAUUCGGGGCGUUCGGUGAUUGUCGUUGGACCCUCACUUUCAUUACAUCGCUGUGGAUUGCCUCGCGAAAUAGCAAUAGAGCUCUUCCAGACAUUUGUAAUUCGUGGUCUAAUUAGACAACAUCUGGCUUCGAACAUAGGAGUUGCUAAGAGUCAAAUUCGUGAAAAAAAGCCGAUUGUCUGGGAAAUCCUUCAAGAAGUUAUGCAGGGGCAUCCCGUAUUACUGAAUAGAGCACCUACUCUACAUAGAUUAGGCAUACAGUCAUUCCAACCCAUUUUAGUGGAAGGACGCACUAUUUGUUUACAUCCAUUAGUUUGUAAGGGGUUCAAUGCAGACUUUGAUGGGGAUCAAAUGGCUGUUCAUGUGCCUUUAUCUUUAGAAGCUCAAGCAGAGGCUCGUUUACUUAUGUUUUCUCAUAUGAAUCUCUUAUCUCCAGCUAUUGGAGAUCCCAUUUCUGUACCGACUCAAGAUAUGCUGAUUGGACUCUAUGUAUUAACGAGCGGCACUCGUCGAGGUAUUUGUGCAAACAGAUAUAAUCCAUGUAAUCGAAAAAACUAUCAAAAUGAAAGAAUUUACGAAACAAACUAUAAGUAUAUGAAAGAACCCUUUUUUUGCAAUUCCUAUGAUGCAAUUGGAGCUUAUCGGCAGAAAAGAAUCAAUUUAGAUAGUCCUUUGUGGCUUCGGUGGCAAUUAGAUCAACGCGUUAUUGCUUCAAAAGAAGUUCCUAUCGAAGUUCACUAUGAAUCUUUUGGUAACUAUCAUGAGAUUUAUGCACACUAUCUGAUAGUAAGAAGUGUAAAAAAACAAACUUUUUGUAUAUAUAUUCGAACCACAGUUGGUCAUAUUUCUUUUUAUCGAGAAAUCGAGGAAGCUAUACAAGGUUUUUCUCAAGCUUGUUCAUAUGAUACCUAAUAAUAUGGUAUUCAUAAAAAAAGAAUUAUAGGACACCCGUGUGAAUUCGGACCUCUCCGAGUCAACUCGGACAUAGUUCCUGACCUAAAAAAUCAAGAUCGAGAAAAGGAAGUUUUGCAAUCAUUGACUCAAACUCAUUGUCGAAUCCCAUUCAGCAGAAUAUGGAGGUACUUAUGGCGGAACGGGCCAAUCUGGUAUUUCACAAUAAAGUGAUAGAUGGAACUGCUAUUAAACGACUUAUUAGCCGAUUAAUAGAUCACUUCGGGAUGGCAUAUACAUCACACAUCCUAGAUCAAGUAAAGACUCUGGGUUUCCAGCAAGCAACUGCUACAUCCAUUUCAUUAGGAAUUGAUGAUCUUUUAACGAUACCUUCUAAGGGCUGGCUUGUCCAAGAUGCUGAACAACAAAGUUUGAUUUUGGAAAAACACCAUCAUUAUGGGAAUGUACAUGCGGUAGAAAAAUUACGCCAAUCUAUUGAGAUAUGGUAUGCUACAAGUGAAUAUUUGCGACAGGAAAUGAAUCCUAAUUUUAGGAUGACGGACCCUUUCAAUCCAGUCCAUAUGAUGUCUUUUUCGGGAGCUAGAGGAAAUGCAUCUCAAGUACAUCAAUUAGUAGGUAUGAGAGGAUUAAUGUCGGAUCCCCAAGGACAAAUGAUUGAUUUACCUAUUCAAAGCAAUUUACGCGAAGGACUGUCUUUAACAGAAUAUAUUAUUUCUUGCUAUGGAGCCCGUAAAGGAGUUGUAGAUACUGCGGUCCGCACAUCAGAUGCUGGAUAUCUUACGCGUCGACUUGUUGAAGUAGUUCAACAUAUUGUUGUACGUCGAACGGAUUGUGGCACUAUCCGAGGGAUUUCUGUGAGUCCUCGAAAUAAAAGUCGGAUGAUGUCAGAAAGAAUUUUUAUCCAAACAUUAAUUGGUCGUGUCUUAGCAGACGAUAUAUAUAUAGGUUCCCGAUGUGUCGCCUUUCGAAAUCAAGAUCUUGGGAUUGGACUUGUCAAUCGAUUCAUAACCUUUGGAACACAAUCAAUAUCUAUUCGAACUCCCUUUACUUGUCGGAGUACAUCUUGGAUCUGUCGAUUAUGUUAUGGCCGGAGUCCCACUCAUGGUGACCUAGUUGAAUUGGGGGAAGCUGUAGGUAUUAUUGCGGGUCAAUCUAUUGGCGAACCGGGGACUCAACUAACAUUAAGAACUUUUCAUACCGGUGGAGUAUUUACAGGAGGUACUGCCGAACAUGUACGAGCCCCUUAUAAUGGAAAAAUCAAAUUUAAUGAGGAUUUGGUUCAUCCUACACGUACACGUCACGGGCAUCCUGCCUUUCUAUGUUAUAUAGACUUGUCUGUAAUUAUUGAGAGCGAAGAUAUUAUACAUAGCGUGACUAUUCCACCAAAAAGUUUUCUUUUAGUUCAAAAUGAUCAAUAUGUGGAAUCAGAACAAGUGAUUGCUGAGAUUCGCGAGGGAACAUCCACUUUUCAUUUUAAAGAGAGGGUUAGAAAAUAUAUUUAUUCUGACUCCGAGGGCGAAAUGCAUUGGAGUACUGAUGUAUCCCAUGCACCCGAAUUUACAUAUAGUAAUGUCCAUCUUUUACCAAAAACAAGUCAUUUAUGGAUAUUAUCAGGAGGUUCUUGUGGAUCUAGUCUAAUUCUUUUUUCGAUCCACAAAGAUCAAGAUCAAAUGAACAUACCCUUUCUUUCCGUCGAAAGAAAAUCUAUUUCUAGCCUCUCAGUGAAUAAUGAUCAAGUGAGCAAAAAAUUUUUCAGUUCAGAUUUUUCUGAUAAAAAAAAAUCUGGGAUUCCCAAUUAUUCAGAAUUGAAUGGAAUCGUAGGUACUAGUCAUUAUAAUUUCAUAUAUUCUGCUAUUUUUCAUGAGAAUUCGGAUUUAUUAGCAAAAAGGCGAAGAAAUAGAUUUCUCAUUCCAUUCCAAUCGAUUCAAGAGCAAGCGAAAGAGUUCAUACCACAUUCAGGUAUCUCGAUUGAAAUACCCAUAAAUGGUAUUUUCCGUAGAAACAGUAUUUUUGCUUUUUUUGAUGAUCCUAGAUACAGAAGAAAGAGUUCCGGAAUUCUUAAAUAUGGAACUCUAAAGGCGGACUCAAUCGUCCAAAAAGAGGAUAUGAUUGAGUAUCGAGGAGUCCAAAAAUUUAAGACAAAAUACGAAAUGAAAGUAGAUCGCUUUUUUUUCAUUCCUGAGGAAGUGCAUAUUUUACCCGAAUCCUCCGCCAUAAUGGUACAGAACUAUAGUAUCAUUGGAGUCGAUACACGAAUCACUUUAAAUAUAAGAAGCCAAGUCGGCGGGUUGAUCCGAGUGGAGAGAAAAAAAAAAAGGAUUGAACUCAAAAUAUUUUCGGGGGAUAUCCAUUUUCCGGACAA